Molecule: messenger RNA, 4941 nt
Organism: Anopheles gambiae (African malaria mosquito)
Lineage: Eukaryota; Metazoa; Arthropoda; Insecta; Diptera; Culicidae
Product: putative polypeptide N-acetylgalactosaminyltransferase 9
Exons: 5
Coding region: 2721-4610 (629 amino acids)
Cellular component (GO): Golgi apparatus
Source: RefSeq, a predicted model, not a curated record
AACUCGAAAACAUUACCACCAUCUGGUCAAAAGUAUCUUUAAGGUACUACUCUCACUGCACCAAACUCUUCCAAAGUGCAUUCACCUUUUUGCGGCAGUGAGUGACAUAGGGAACUCUACAAAACGCUACAAAACGUCGUCCCAAAACGCGAUUGCAUUCAAAUCAAAGCUCAUUCCAGCAGUGCGCUAAAAAUAGAUGAAUAAAAAACAACACGAUCAAACAUCGGCUGCGUUUCUUGCAGUUGCAUGCCACACAAACCGAACGAACCCACCACCAUUCAUAAAUCUUGCACCUUUUCGUGUUUGCAUGUAAAACUUUGUCCUACCGUAAACGAUGCAACCACCAUAAAAUGCUGCACACGCAAACCGCCGAUAGCGCUGUUGCCAUUUGUUGCUUCUUCUUUUUUUCUCCAACAUCAAAAUAAAACAUACGAAAAUGGUUUCGAUCCGUCGCAACGUCGUCAUACGCAAUCUGCGCGGAAUCCGUUUGCGGACAUGGACAUGGAAGGAAUGGAUCACGCUGCGAGUGGUUGCAUGCGUCGCUGUAAACACACAUACAGUGUAACGCGGAAUGCACUGGAAUGCAUUUGUUUCCAUUUUUGUGUUCGCUUCACAUCUACAGAUGCUUCGGUCGGUGUAGUUUCGGAAAGCCAUUGCGGAGAGCGGAUUGAUGAAAUACGUACAAGAGUGUGGUAGUAGCUGUAUCGUGUGUGUGCAAGGCACACUUGCACUAGCCACUGCGAGCUACGAUCAGCGCACGCAUGGGUAUUAGAUGAUGAUAAAAGCACCAGCCGGGGCGGAGGGAGUAGUGCAGCAAACAUUAAACACGUUUCGCUUUCGUUUGGCCGUCGCAUGUGUCACGCUGAUUGACCAAAAGUAGUGCACGAACGGUACUGAAACAUUGACCCCGGGUCCAGUGGUGGGGUAAGAUUAUCUAAAGCAUAGAUGCUUCGGGUUGCCAAAUAGCGGGGAGACUGAGUUUAAAAAUAAACAAACCCGCUCAUUGUGAGGUGUACCAAGCGUACCAAGAAGCGGAACCGCACUCUAACCGUAGGACACAAUUGCUGCAUUGUGCCAUUGCUGCAAUAAGUGGCGACGGGCAUUAGCUGCUGCUGCACUUGACAACCCUUUUCCUCUUUUUUUUACUGGUUUGGAGUUUUAGGAUAAGUUCGAAAAUAGUUUUAAAUAAUAAUAAAAAUAUUAUCAUUCUAAGAUAAAUGUCCCUGCAAUGUUUUCUUAUCACAGAAUGAAAAGCAAUAUUAGAACAAGGAACGAAAUGUUACAACUGGGAAAAUUCAUGACAUACUUUGUUUGAAGCUACUGCGCCGUGAUUGUACGUGUAACGCACACGUGUGUUCAGUACGCAACAGCGAGAAAAGGCUGUGCGUGUCAAGCCGCCGGAAGCUGCUGCGACAUUCUAAUGCGCUGGACAAUGGUUGUGGCGCACAAAACGCAGGGAGAGAACUCUCAGCAAGAAGGGAAGAGAAUCAGAUUCCACAAGUAAGUGAAAAAAAGAAAUGUAACACAAAGAGGUUUGUUACACGGAUGUAUAGGGGUGAUUUUGUGCGCUUCAGAUUCCAUUCUUGAAAUGAAAGAAAAACGGCCAAGAACGGAAUGGGAAUAAAUGGGGAAGUUUGUUACAACAGAUCUAUAAGAUUAAUUGUAAGCUCAAUAACCCAACUAACCAUUUGUUUUUAUCAAUCAUAAAGAAAACAAAGCAGAUUUGUAAAAUAAAAUCACUAAGCACAUCGUUACACUUAUCAGUUUUCUUAUAUCAGUUACAGUUUUUGCAUCAAGAUUACGAUCAGCUUGCUACACGUGCUCGAGGAAGCACGGCACAAAGCACAUGACGCUCCGUUUUCCAGCCGCGCAAUGGCCAAGUGUCGGCUCUGUUUACCAAACAAAGAGAACACCACGUCAUAUCAACGAGUAAAGGCCCGUCCAAAACAUUUGUAGUAAACAAAACCUUUAUGUUUCGGGCUCACAACUCCCGUCGUUCCAUCACAGCUGUGAGGAGCAUGUAAAUGAAGUGAUAUGUGUUUACAUUUUCUAAAUUUGUUUACAGCCCAACCCUUUUUCAAGCAGAGAUGCCACGUGUAUCGAACUGUACUGCAACGUCACGGACUGUGUAUGUGUGUGUAUGUUUUGAAUAUGAUGCUGCUUCUCAUCGGUAAAUGCACAGAACAUUGUUUACCUCUUUCUAGGCGCAAAACCAUUACAAAAACACAUACCGAUUGAACUAUAUUUUGCAGCUUUAGAUCGCACUUUAUAACUCUGACGGCAUUGAUACGCCGUGAAGAGGUGGCAAGAAGGGACUGCUGCAAAGCAAAUGGACAGCUAAGCGACACACUGGUUGUAAUAUGGCACGAGGACAAAGCGCACAACCGGCCACGUAUGGCAGUGAUAAGCGAUAUAAGCUAACGAUAGCACCGGCACACGGUGAUUUAGGUGUCUAGUGAAUGACCAGCUUUGUUGGCUAGCGAUAUGCGAGGUUAAUUUCCCUACAUAAACUGUUACACUUCAACAUUCAACUACAGUUUGAGAGACCCACCAACAUCAAGAAGCAGUUUUAUCGCACAGUACCAAAUGUACUGUUUUCACUGAUUCAACCUUUCCGAAAUGUUCAAGAUAAAAGACAACGACAUGGAAGAAGUAAAUUACAUUGAUGUAGCAUCAACGCAUCACAGUGCUAUUUUGGGUUGUGUUGGACCUGCCAGUAAAUGGACCACAUGCUACAGUCCCAGUCUGGUACGGUGCGUUGGUGGGAGCUUGUCUUCUGUUUCGUUACACUUCUCCAAACAUGUCCCAAGUUUAGCUUCAAUAUGAGAUUCGGUCCUUCGUACCGCUUCACCUUGUGCCGGUCUGAGUUGAUUCUACUUUUCUUACUUGCCAUCGCGCUUGUGCUUAUCGUACAUCAAUAUUCUCGGGCAGUGUUGCAGCAGGUUUCGGUGGUAUCUUCCCAGCCCCACUACAACCGUCAACAAGCACCCCAACAUGUCGCCACGGCUCAUCAUGCCCCACCAGGACACAUGGGAGAACCGGUAACGCUACCACAAGAGCAGGGAAACAUACCGGACAGCGUGCAGGAACAGAUUGCACUCGGCUGGCAGCGGCAAGGUUACAAUCAGUUCGUUUCAGAUUUGAUCUCCGUGCGGCGGGAACUGCCCGAUGUACGCGAUCCCUGGUGUCGCGAACGAAAGCGAUCAGCAUUGCCACCGGUCUCUGUUGUGAUUGUGUUUCACGAUGAAGCUCUGUCGGUGCUGUUGCGCACUGUCCAUUCCGUUUUGAACCGUACACCACCGGAACUGGUACAGGAGAUCUUGCUGAUAGACGAUUGGUCCAGUUUGGUACAACUGAAAACAUUCCUGGACGACUACUUUCUGCCGUACAGUGACAAGGUACGCAUUCUACGAACUCCAAAAAGGCUUGGACUGAUUACGGGACGAAUUUUCGGCGCAAAACGUGCAUCGGCCGACUACGUGCUCUUCCUCGAUGCGCACUGUGAGUGUCUCGAGGGGUGGCUAGAGCCUUUGCUGGAACUAGUGGCCAGCAAUCAGGACCGCCGGAAAGUGGUCGCAGUACCCACCAUCGAUUGGCUGAACGAGACCACAUUGGCGCUUCAGGUAGGCGCUUCCAGUGGACUGUACGGAGCGUUCGAUUGGAAUCUUAGCUUCCAGUGGCGACCACGGUACGAUCGACUUCAGGCCCCACAAGAGCACUUGCUUGAACCAUUCGACACACCAGUAAUGGCGGGUGGACUGUUCUGCAUUGAGAAGGCAUUUUUCGCCCAACUCGGCUGGUACGAUCCCGGGCUGCAGGUUUACGGUGGCGAAAACAUGGAACUAUCCUUCAAGGUGUGGAUGUGUGGUGGAGCGAUCCGAACGGUGCCCUGUUCCCAUGUCGCCCACAUCCAGAAGCGUAAUCAUCCUUACAUUGGGAGCUACACCAAGGAACGGGACCUAACGAUGAGGAACAGUCUACGAGUUGCUGAAGUGUGGAUGGAUGAGUAUGCCGAAUUUCUCUAUCGCCUGCAUCCCGAUUAUCGAGCUCUUCUAGCAUCGCGAACUUCCCACAAGCCAUCAAGCGUAAAUCUCGACGCUCGUCGACAGCUUCGCAGUGAGUUGGGCUGUAAGUCUUUUCGCUGGUAUCUGCAGCACGUGUUUCCCGAGCAGGACGAUCCAUCCGAGGCGCAGGCGGCGGGUUGGAUCCGGCAUGAAAACGAAGCCGGCCAACUCUGUCUCACCUGGCCGAUGCGUGAUCGUUCGUUGGCUUUGCUGCACUGCCAUGGGUUAGGGGGGCAACAGAUUUGGUUUCACCGCAAAACGGGAGAGAUCACCCGAGAGGGACACUGUCUGGGUGUGGACAGUGGUAAUAAACCGCAAGAAGCGGAGGUGACGAUCGCACUCUGUAGCUCCGAGGGUAGCUCCGGCGCCUAUAGAUGGCUCUAUCGUCGACAGACAGGCCAGCUAGUGAAUGUUGCCAGCGGACUGUGUCUAGUGCCAGCGGAUAAUAAUUUUCGCGUGACGGUGGAACGGUGUGAGUCGCCUGAUCGAGAGAUCUUUACACAAUCCAAUCGACAGCGGUGGACUUUUCAAAUUGAUGAUAUAUGAGAGAGGUGUGUGUUUUUUUAAGAGGAUCAAUAAAAUUAAUUAAAAAUAAAACCGAUGGAAAUUUGUUUCCUUCCACUUCCUUCUCUGGCACCCGUGCCAAAGCAUCGUACUAAAAGAAGAAAUGUGAUCCCUCCGCUAGAGACCGUCAUGAUCAUAUGCAACGUGCAAAACCUCAUCCGCCAGACCAGCCACAAAAACAACCGGAUAGUGCACACCGGCGUUGGUGAAAGGAGAAAUCCCCCAUUCCCUGCUUCCCCUCUUCCGUUUUGCCGAGACGCCACUGCCGUGUGGCGGUUGCUAAUUUUGUCGACGCUUUUACAACACCCACCGC